Molecule: messenger RNA, 2003 nt
Organism: Antechinus flavipes (yellow-footed antechinus)
Lineage: Eukaryota; Metazoa; Chordata; Mammalia; Dasyuromorphia; Dasyuridae
Gene: MVD
Product: mevalonate diphosphate decarboxylase
Exons: 10
Coding region: 114-1310 (398 amino acids)
Biological process (GO): isoprenoid biosynthetic process; isopentenyl diphosphate biosynthetic process, mevalonate pathway
Cellular component (GO): cytosol
Molecular function (GO): diphosphomevalonate decarboxylase activity; ATP binding
Source: RefSeq, a predicted model, not a curated record
UGUGUGGGCCGCCUUGUCACUUAGGGCUCGGGCAUGAGCGGGUUGUGCUGGCGGUGGGUUGACGGUGUCCUGCUUGCUGUCUGAAGUGCGGGGUUUGGGGUUCGAUUUGGGCCAUGGCCGCCGAGAAGCCCCUGGUCGCUAUCACUUGCACCGCCCCCACCAACAUCGCAGUCAUCAAAUACUGGGGAAAACGUGAUGAAAAGCUGAUUUUGCCCAUCAAUUCCUCACUGAGUGUCACUUUGCACCAGAAUCAGUUAAAAACCACCACCACAGCAGCCAUCAGCCGGGACUUCAAAGAGGACCGAAUCUGGCUGAAUGGCAAGGAAGAAGAUGUGGGGCACCCCCGAUUACAGUCCUGCCUUCGAGAGAUCCGUCGCCUGGCUCGUAAAAGGAGGAGCGGGAGCGAGGGCGACUCCGUCCCUCUUUCCUACAAGGUGCACAUCGCGUCAGUGAACGACUUCCCCACGGCCGCGGGCCUGGCCUCCUCGGCAGCGGGCUAUGCCUGCCUGGUCUACACUCUGGCCCAGCUCUACGGGGUCGAGAGCGAGCUCUCAGAGGUGGCUCGGCAGGGCUCAGGCAGUGCUUGUCGGAGCAUGUUGGGCGGCUUCGUGCAGUGGCUCAUGGGAGAGAGACCCGACGGCAAGGACAGCAUCGCCCAGCAGGUCGCCCCGGAGUCCCACUGGCCCGAGCUCCGCGUCCUUGUCCUGGUGGUGAGCGCUGAGAGAAAACCAGUGGGCAGCACAGCUGGCAUGCAGACCAGCGUAGAAACCAGCUCCCUGCUCAAAUUCCGGGCUGAGUCUGUAGUGCCAGGGAGGAUGGCAGAGAUGGCGCAGUGCAUCAAGGAGCGGGACUUUGAGGGCUUUGGCCAGCUGACCAUGAAGGACAGCAACCAGUUCCAUGCUACUUGCCUGGACACCUUCCCUCCGAUUUGUUACCUCAAUGACACGUCUCGGCAGAUCAUCAGCCUGGUCCACUGCUUCAAUGCCCACUAUGGCAAGACGAAGGUGGCUUACACGUUCGAUGCAGGUCCCAAUGCUGUCAUCUUCACCCUGGAAGACACAGUGGAUGAAUUUGUUGCUGUCAUAAAGCAGAUUUUCCCCCCGGAGGUGAAUGGAGACAAGUUCCUGAAGGGCCUGCCGGUGCAGCCUGUGGAGCUCUCAGAAGAGCUGAAAUCUGCUCUGCCCAUGGAGCCGUGCCCUGGAGGAAUCAGAUACAUCAUUGCCACCCAGGUGGGGCCUGGACCCCAGGUCCUGCAAGAUCCCCAGCAGCACCUCCUGGGCCCCGACGGCCUGCCUCAGCCGGCCUCCUGAGCAGGAGCCAUCUCAAGCCAUCGUGCUCCCCGGAGAGAUGUCUUAUUGAGAGAUGGGGAACAUUGAUGCAACUGCUGGUACUACUGGCAAAGAUCGGCUUCCCAAGGCUCUGGCUGGUUUCCCAGUUCCGGCACCUGGCUGGAAAAUAUUGUCAGGCAGGGAAUUUUGUCAAGGAUGCCGCCAGAAAAGAUUCUGCUUUGGGAACUGGACUGGAUUGACCACGGCUUGCUGUCUCUGUCAUGGUGUCCGUCACCUCUACCUCACUUCUCCCUGUGUGAUUUCUCUUGGCUCUCUGCAGACAGACAGAGGUAGUGGCUUGGUGGCGAGCACCCCAGACAGCUCUCCCCCUCCUAGCCCAUCUCUAUAAAGGAAGGCCAGAAAUGACAUCAGAUCCUGUCGGAGUUGGUGGCAGAGGGUCUUGUCCCUCCCCGACUUUCACUGCUGCUCUUCAACAAAAUUCAAAGCGGGGAAAAAUGGUUAAUGUCUUUUGUGCAGGAUUGUUGUCAACUUUUUGUGAUCUGUAUUGAAUGGAGCCAUCUAAGCUCUGGGAGCCCACGGAGGGAGGAUGUUUCUUAGGGCAGUGGCCCGGAGGACCAAUCUUUUGCCAAAUUUUUCUUGGAGGGUUCCAGAAUUUAAGCCAUUGACUAUGUGUUUGCUUUUCUUAAAAAAAAAAAAAUUGAUUUUAAAUGGACA